AUGCUUUGGUUUAUAGCAAUAUUUAUUGCUGCCGCCUUGUGCGCGCCACUCGACAAUCCAUUUCUACAGCCAAGGGGGACCGCGCAGUCUUUAUUGGAGAUUGGCAAAAUAUGUGAUAAGGAUAACCUUUGCACCAAGGCGUAA
Molecule: messenger RNA, 144 nt
Organism: Plenodomus lingam JN3
Lineage: Eukaryota; Fungi; Ascomycota; Dothideomycetes; Pleosporales; Leptosphaeriaceae
Source: RefSeq, a predicted model, not a curated record